Oreochromis aureus is the source of this 2560-nucleotide messenger RNA. RefSeq lists its product as uncharacterized. NCBI's taxonomy places the organism in Eukaryota, Metazoa, Chordata, Actinopteri, Cichliformes, Cichlidae. The coding region runs from base 2 to 1471 and encodes 489 amino acids. The record is from RefSeq and is a predicted model, not a curated record. The transcript is spliced from 11 exons.
CAUGGCUGGACAUCUGCUGUUUGUCAUCCUCAUCUAUUUUUUUGAUGAUGUCAAAGCACAAGCCUUUAAUCUGCCAAAAGUGAUUCUGAGUAAAUCCCUGAUCACAGAGACAGACUCAGUCACACUGAGCUGUGAAGCUCCAUCAUCUAUUUCUGUGUCUCAGUGUGAUUUCUACAUUGCAAGUCAAAAAGUGUCUACAGGCUCCUCCUGUGUGCAGACACUAACAGGGACUAUGCUGCUGAGGAUGGCUCGAAAGACUUUACCUGCUGAGGUUGAAGUUAGAUGUGCUUAUGUUGCAAAGCGUGAUGGGUUUUAUUUAACAUCUCUUGACAGUGAACCAUCUACUAUCGCCAUAAAUGCCCUUCUUCCACCUAAACUGAAAGUGAGACCACAGGUGAUCACAGAGACAGACUCAGUCAUACUGGACUGUGAGACUCCACCAUCUGUUUCUAUAUCUGAUUGUUAUUUUCGCACUUCAGGACAACAACUUGCCAAAAAAUUUUCUUGUUUGCAGAAACUGAAUGGAUCUGAAAUGCUAUCACUUGCACAUCAAAGUGCACCUGUUACAUUAAAAGUGACCUGUUUUUACCUUUUUAUAUAUCAGUCUCCAAUGAGUAAUGUGUCUCCACUCACCAUAAAAUCUUUUCUCCAACCUACACUGACAGUAAGUAGAUCAGCUAUCACAGAGAUGGAUUCAGUCACACUGAACUGUGAGGCUCCGUCUUCGGUUUCAGAGUGUUAUUUCUACACUUUGAGUAAAGGAACUGUUAGAAAGUUGUCCUGUCUGACACAACAGACAGCAACUGAACUUCUGGAGAUGGCUGGUCUCAGACCACCUGCAGAGAUUAAAGUGAAUUGUUCUUACACGCCCCAGACGGGAGGGUCAAACUCUUUGUACAGUGACUAUUCCUCCAUCAUCAUCCAAACUCCCCUUCCACCUAAACUCAUCAUUAAUCCACCAGUGAUCACAGAGACAGACUCAGUCACACUGAACUGUGAGACUCCUUCAUCUGUUUCUGUGCCUGAAUGUUAUUUCUACACUUUGAGUGGAGGGACGGUGAAAGAGUUUUCCUGUCUAACAACACUGACAGCAACCACGCUGCUGGAGAUGGCAAAUCUCAGGACACCUGCUGAAGUUAAAGUGAUCUGUUUUUACAUUGCACAACCUGGAGAGUUAAAGUCUCGGAACAGUAGCAUGUCAACCAUUACAGUACAAAGGGGAAAUCUAAAGGAUGGAAAAAGAUCUAUGGAUUUAGUAACCAUCAUUCCUGGGGACAAAACUGGAAUGCCCAUAACGCCAACUUCAGAGAAACGUGUAUCAGAUAACACACAUCCAAUGGAUCCAUCACCACAAGAUGAAAGAACAGGGACGCUGCUGAUAACUGUAAUUGUUGUGAGUUGUUCCGGAGUAGCUGUGACCUUCAUCGUUAUGGGAUUUUUACUUCUCUAUACUCGAAAAACAGCUGAGUGAAGAAUACCAACAGAGGCACCUCAGAGAAAUUAUGGGUGUCAUUUCAAAAGAAUACAGUGUUGACAAUGGGAUUAAUUAUGAAGUUAAACAUUUUAUUAUUGUCAGCUUUUGUGUGUGUUUUUUAUAAUUUACAUUUCAUUUAAAGUUUGAUCCCCAAAUGGUUUCAUAGUGUUGACACGGAGAUGCAAAUUAACUAUAAAGAAGUAAAUAGUGUGUUCAAACAAGAUGAUAAAAACAAUAAAAAGUAAAUUAUCUAUAAAUAAUAAGAUAAUAACUAUUUUAGAGCUCACUGGUUUUGUUUUUGUCCUUAAAAAACAAAAUAAACGUAUUGUAAGAACUCCAGCAAGAAAGAGAAUAUAAAUUAUUGGUCAGAUUGUCUGUGUACUUCUCUCAUUAUGUUUUUUUUCUUUGUUUUUGUUUUGUUUGUGGCUGCUAUGGAUCUUUAAUUUCAGUAAAUAUCACCAGUGUAGCAUUUGCAGUUGUUUUAAGGUUUCUAAUAACAAAUAGUUUUUAGAUGGUAUUUUUGAUGUUCUUAUGGAGACUCACUCUUUCUCUCUGUAGGCAUAAGAAAUGAAACAGGAAGGGUAAUGUGACCUGCACUGUUGCAUUAACUUUGAAGCCCUAGCCUAAAAAUGACUCCCACAGACCCUAAAACACCUUUAAUGCAGUUCUUUUCAGCAUUUGAUGCUAAUCUGAAUAAACACACAUACAGAAUUAGACUGCAUAACUGGUAAGACCGAAAUUAAACUGAUAUUGAUGUCUGUCUUUUUAGUUUAUUUCACUGGUUCUGAAUCUGCACCAGUUGGUCUGUACUAAAAAGAAUAAAUCUAAAUAUACAACAUGCUGGGGGGUUUACAGAGGAAGACUGAAUGUGUUUUUGUGGUUAUUGUAUUUUGAUGCUGUUCUGGUUUCCUGAUGUGUAUAAAGUGUCGACAAAAUGUGUUUGUUAAAGUCAGGUAGAUGUAGUGUUUGGAGGUAUUCCUCUCAGUUGUAGUAAUCUGCUGUUUGCCAUCUUCCUCUCUAUGCUGAACUUUCUGUCAUAUACAUUGUUUAAUUGUUCAUACUGCCACUUAACCUCAAUAAAAACUU